Messenger RNA from Clunio marinus, 690 nucleotides. The record is from the annotation of a GenBank genome assembly. NCBI's taxonomy places the organism in Eukaryota, Metazoa, Arthropoda, Insecta, Diptera, Chironomidae.
AUGACAACAGAAAUAACCGAAGAAAAUUCACCUCAAGCAACUAAAUCACUCGUUCAAAUGAUUGAAUUCACAAAAGCUCUAACCCAAAGACCAUCUCACUUAGUUAAUGAUUCAGAUGAUGACAACAGCAUGUCUAGUUGUGAAUGUUCAUGUCAUCCGAAAGAUAAAAAGUUAUUUUUCAUGGAAGAUAUUCAAAAUAAUCUUGAUUUACUAAAUUAUAAUUUGAAGGAAAAAGUAAAAGAUUCGAAUCAAAAGGACGAUAAACAAGAUGGUUUACCUUCUGAACAAUCAGAACGACCUUGCAAAUGCUUUGCUACAAAUGAACCUGAAAAUGAAAUCUUACAAAACUUUAAAUCUUGUGAAGAAUGUAAUGACAAUUGCGUUUAUAAAUGCCAGAAAUCAAAAGCUUGUACAGAAACGAAUCUUAAUGAAGACGAGGCUAUAGAUUCAGGUCUAUCACCAACUGAUUCUGAAUGUCAGACAAUAUGCCAAAUUCAUUGUCUUAAGAGUCAUGAAAAUAUGCAAUCAGAAGAUGAACCAACUGAUAAAAAAAGAUUUUCACUUCUAUCAAACCUAUUUCGAAACCGAAGCAAAUCUUGUGACACCAACAAAAAUGAAAAAGAAAAUCUUAAGGGCAACAAACGAGAAAGCAUUUCCAGUCUUUUCAGAAAAUCUUUUAUAAGAAAAUAA